Soboliphyme baturini is the source of this 594-nucleotide messenger RNA. The record is from the annotation of a GenBank genome assembly. NCBI's taxonomy places the organism in Eukaryota, Metazoa, Nematoda, Enoplea, Dioctophymatida, Soboliphymatidae.
AUGAUAAAAGGAAUUCCAGUCGACAAAUGUGUCGAUUUGGACCAAAAAGUUCGUAAUUGGAUAGGAAAAAAAAUUUUAGGCCUUUGUCUUCGUGAACUUUUCGAGUUUCACUUCAUGCAGACCGAUCCCAACUGGUCUAACUUUUUCUACGAUGGCAGCCAAGAAAAGAUUGUUCUUCUUGACUUUGGGGCUUCAAGGUCGUACGAAACCAGGUUCGUGGACAAGUACAGAAAAAUUCUGAAGGCGGCAUACGACGAGGAUCGAGAGGCGAUUUUGCGGCAUUCGCGUGAGAUUGGCUUUUUGACAGGAUACGAGUCGAAGGUCAUGGAAAAUGCUCACUGUGCCGCUGUGAUGACAUUAGGUGAGGCAUUCAGGUCUCCUGGCUUUUUUGAUUUUGGUGUUCAAAGUACGACGGCGCGCAUCAACCAGCUAAUUCCAGUGAUGAUAGAGCACAGGCUGAAGCCUCCACCGGAAGAAAUUUAUUCUUUGCACCGAAAACUGGCUGGUACAUUUUUGCUGUGUUCGAAACUGAAAUCUCAGGUUGAAUGCAGCGAACUUUUCAGGCCUGUGUACGAAACUCAUACGCCAGAUUAG